Nycticebus coucang (slow loris) is the source of this 2580-nucleotide messenger RNA. RefSeq names its product opioid growth factor receptor (gene OGFR). The record is from RefSeq and is a predicted model, not a curated record. The transcript has 7 exons. The coding region runs from base 75 to 2270 and encodes 731 amino acids. Gene Ontology annotation, cellular component: membrane. Lineage: Eukaryota; Metazoa; Chordata; Mammalia; Primates; Lorisidae. Gene Ontology annotation, molecular function: opioid growth factor receptor activity.
CCAUGACCAUGUAGCACACAGAGCGACAGCCCUCCUGGCCUGGAAAAAGCCCGGUGCCAAGUUGUGCCAGGCCUAUGGAGGAAGCCACCAGCAAGUGGGUGGUGGGAGCCUCGGGAGCCGAGAGUGGCCCCCAGCCUGCAGCGGGCAGGCGAGGACUCCCGAGCACCGGCAGAGAAGCCCUCAUGACACCCGGAGGGCACCCCACCAUGGGAUGUGGGUGGGGGGCGGCUUCUCUGAGGCGUUCUCUAGGCACAGCAUCCGCCAGGAAGACCCUCAGAGGCACCCUGGGGGCAUCCUCUGUAGAGACAUUCAUUCUGGGCGUGGGGAGGCAUCGUUUGGGAACGUCUUCUGGAAGGGGCACCCUCCAGCAGGGUGAAACCUCCAGGGGGCUUGGACACUGGAGGGGUAGGUGUCCUGGGAGGGGCUGGGCGACACGCUCCCGAGGUCAUCCUCAGGGUGGGCAUCACGAGCGUGCGGCACGCUCGGCUGCGCAUCCUCCGGGGCACGUCCUCCCAGGCGGCUCUCUCCGGGCGGGCGGGGCCUGGAGCCGCGCCCCGCCCCGCCCCCGUCCGCGCGCCCCGCUCGCCCCGCCCCCACGCUUCCUCCGCUUUCGCUUUCGCUUCCGCCAGGAGCCCGGUCCCUCCGGCACCGGAGCAUGGACGACCCCGACUGCGAUUCCACUUGGGAGGACGAGGACGAGGACGGUGACGGGGUUAGCGACGGCGACGACGAAGCCUCCUGCGCGGGGGACGCGGAGGACGAGGACAAGGACGAGGGCGCGGGGCAGACGCGGCCGGGCGCGCUCCAGGAUGACAGGGUCACGAAACUGGCGAGCCCUGCAGGAUAUGCGCAGGUAUCGGCACCACUACCCGGAUUUGGUGGAACGAGACUGCAACGGUGACAUGCCAAAUCUGAAUUUCUACAAAAAUGAGAUCCGCUUCCUGCCAAACGGCUGUUUCAUUGAGGACAUUCUUCAGAACUGGAGGGACAACUAUGACCUUCUCGAGGAUAACCACUCCUACAUCCAGUGGCUUUUUCCUCUGCGGGAACCAGGAGUAAACUGGCACGCCAAGCCCCUCACACUCAAGGAAGUUGAGGCUUUCAAAAGCUCCCCAGAGGUCCAGGAGCGUCUGGUCAGGGCCUACGAACUCAUGCUGGGCUUCUAUGGCAUCCGGCUCCAGAACCGAGACACAGGCACUGUGUGCCGGGCCCAGAACUACCAGCAGCGCUUUCAGAACCUAAACUGGCACAGCCACAACAACCUGCGAAUCACGCGCAUGCUCAAGUCCCUGGGCGAGCUGGGCCUGGAGCACUACCAGGCGCCCCUGGCCCACUUCUUCCUGGAGGAGACACUGGUGCGGCAGGAGCUGCCGGGCGUGCGGCAGAGCACCCUGGACUACUUCGUGUUUGCUGUGCGCUGCCGUGAGCAGCGUCGCCAGCUGCUGCACUUUGCCUGGAAGCACUUCCGGCCCCGCUGCAAGUUCGUUUGGGGGCCCCAUGACAAGCUGCAGAGAUUCAAGCCCAGCUCUCCAACCUGUCCACUGGCAGGUCCCAGGCAGGCAGAGGGGCAGGAUAGUCCACAGGACACCCUCCUUGAGGCUGGCACUGAGGGUCAGACCUGUGGACGGGGGAAGGAGGGAAGUGGAGACAGUGUGCCUGAGAGUCCCCAGCCACUGAGUGUGAAGCCCCAGGACGAGGGAUCUCUGGAGGCCAGCCAGGAAGAUGGGGCUGCAGGCUCUGGGGAAGAUGGGCCAGAGUCCCCAAGCCCCAAAGAGUGCAAGAAGAGAAAGUUGGAGUUGAGCCGAAGGGAGCAGGCCCCUGGGGAGGCGGGUGUCGAGAGUGCCUCAGAGGUAGAGAAGAUCGCUCUGAACCUGGAGGGGUGUGCCCUCAGCCAGGGCAGUCUUGAGCCAGGGACCCAGGAUGGGGGCAGCCGGGAUCCAGGGGAGGCCCACCAGCCCUGCCCCCAGCCCCCAGGGGCCAGGGCAGCCGACAAGGUGAGGAAGCGGAGGAAGGUAGACAAAGGUGCCAGGGGCAGUGCUGUGGAGGUCAGCAGGGAGACCGAGGCGCUGGCUCCAUCAGGGUGCUACGAGGCUGGAGAGGUCGAAAACGGGGUCGAGGAGGAUGCUGAAGGCCAAACAUGGUCUGAGCAGGCUGCCCCUGGGAGCCCGUCACAGGGCCCAGACCCCACGGCAGGACCUGCUGCCCAAGAGAGGGCUGAGGUGCAGGAGGUAUCCGAGGUGGGGCCCUCCACCAGCCCUGGAAAGCCUUAAGGGACAGGGCGCCAGCUGGCGUCUGGUCUGCUGCCAGAGUCUGGGCCUGGGGCACCCAAACCUGGCUCUCCUUGGUGCCCAGCAAUGCUGGCUUCUCCCUGGUGGCCACUGUAGUGGCCUCCAGCAGGAGUGAGGCCCCGCCUCAGGGAAGGCCCAGGCCACCAGAAGCCUCUUUCUCACUGCACCUCCCACCCCUUGUCCUUUGCCCCAUCUUUAUAUAUUGACCCUCAGGGUCUUGGGGUGGCAGGGGCUCAUUUUCUUAGUCUGGUGCCAACUAAGGCUUUGUCUGAAUAAACUCAUUUGACUUUGA